AUGGAUAAUGUUGAAUUAAAUAAUGAAAAUAAAGAUGAAUUAGAAAUAGUAAAUCUCAUGGUAAAUGAUAUUAUAAUGGCUCUUCAAAAUUCAGUAGAUCUAUCAGAUCCGGUAUUUGGAACAAAUAAUAAUCAAGAAGAAAUUAUAUUGUUCAAUAGAGAAAAAACAAAUAUAAAAUUUAAGUAUAUGUCAUUAGUUCAGGAUGCAUUAGGUGAUAAUGAUUU
Messenger RNA from Cetraspora pellucida, 224 nucleotides. The record is from the annotation of a GenBank genome assembly. Lineage: Eukaryota; Fungi; Glomeromycota; Glomeromycetes; Diversisporales; Gigasporaceae.